AUCAAAAGCGCAUGUUUACUUUUUCAUCGGCGGCCACCAUCAGUGAAGACUUUCGUGCGUGAGAAAAAGAAUCUGCUUUUUUCUGCGGUGCCAGCAAUCCGUUCCAAGUGGAAUCUGUACAAGUUACCCGCACACACGCCCACACAAUGUCCGCGACCGAGGAGAAACCGGCGGCCAAGGAGCAGCAGCAGCAGAAACCGAAGGUGGUUCUGACGGCGGAUCAGCAACAGAUUUUCGACCGGAUCUCGAAGAACGAAGUGAGUGAGUUGAAGCUGGUUCUUGGGCAGUUCAAGCAGAGUGUGGACUUUGUGGACGAGAAUGGGAUGACUCCGCUGCAGCACGCUGCUUAUAAGGGGAACAAGGAAGCCGUGCAGCUGCUGCUGGACCAGGGCGCGGACGUGAAUUCCGGCAAGCACGAGUACAACUACACGGCGCUGCACUUUGGAGCGCUGUCCGGAAGUGUGGACGUGUGCGUGAAGCUGCUGCUGGCUGGGGCUAAUCCGAACGCGGUCAAUUCGGUGGGCAGGACGGCGUCCCAGAUGGCGGCGUUUGUAGCGAAUCAUCAGGUCGUGGCCACGAUCAACAACUUCGUUCCGGUGAAGGAGGUGGAGCACUUUACGAAGAGCCCGGCGAGCGAUCCGUUGCUGCCGGUGGUGCACCUCGAGGGCUUCCACAAGUUUGUGAUGCAGAUCAACAUUCACCCGGUGCGAAUCGCGUUGAAUCUGCAAAAGUACGGACUAUUUGGGGAGGAUUUGAAGCGGCUUAAAAAGGCGCUGGAUGAGAUGAUGGAGCGGGAGAUGAAGCGCCGGACCGAGGUCAACGAGGUGAUGGCGUUCAAGUUCCACUAUUUGGGAUACUUUUUGAACGAGAUCGCCAAGUGCCGGGACUACUUUUUGGCCCGAAAGGACAAGGCCGACAAGGAGGGAACGGGCGCCAAGGACCAAAAGAGCUUGGACUUUGUAGAGCUGUUUGCAAAGCGAGUGCUCAAGUUGGGCAAGGACGGCUCCCUCGAGUACAUCGAGGCGACGAUCCGCGAGUGCGUGCGCGAGUUCCCGUUCCGAGAGUGCACCAUCUUCCGCCAGGUGGUGACGCAGCUCGCGAGCAAGGAAAAUCCGGCGUGCGCCCUCGAGAUCAUCAAAGCGGCCAUCAACGGGCAGCGUGGCUUCCAGGACACGAUUUCCUUCUGCAGCUCGUGCGGCGAGGAAAAGCCCGACAAAAAGUGCUCCAAGUGCAAGGAGGUGCAAUACUGUGACCGCGAGUGCCAGCGGCUGCACUGGUUCAUGCACAAGAAGGUCUGUGCCCGGCCGGUGGCGCCCACGGCUGGCGCGCAGGGGCAACCCGGCGGCAAGGAUGCCAAGAAGGAGAUUGAUUCGGCCGAAAUCAGCGAGCAGCUGCAAAAGCUCGUCGCGAGUUAAGAUGGACCAAGGACGAAGAAGUACAAGAGAUCAGAGGGAGAGCAUUUGUAAAACACACACACUUUUUUAGAGGGCGAAGGAAUAAAUCGCACCAUAAUUGGAGAAUAAAAGUUAAAGAAUCAGACGAUACUAAACUAUUGUGUGGAGAAAGGUGAACUAAAGGGAAACUUACUAAAGUUGGGAAAUAUGUACUAAACCAGUAAGCAGUCAAUCAUUCUAUGUAACGUAGAAUUUGUAUGUGUCAUUUGCUAUCUUUUGAAUGUCAAUAAAACAGAACAGAAUAUACCUACCAA
This is a messenger RNA of Culex pipiens pallens (northern house mosquito), 1708 nucleotides long. RefSeq names its product ankyrin repeat and MYND domain-containing protein 2. NCBI's taxonomy places the organism in Eukaryota, Metazoa, Arthropoda, Insecta, Diptera, Culicidae. The transcript has 2 exons. The coding region runs from base 147 to 1415 and encodes 422 amino acids. Gene Ontology annotation, molecular function: protein binding. The record is from RefSeq and is a predicted model, not a curated record.